Knipowitschia caucasica is the source of this 1125-nucleotide messenger RNA. NCBI's taxonomy places the organism in Eukaryota, Metazoa, Chordata, Actinopteri, Gobiiformes, Gobiidae. The record is from the annotation of a GenBank genome assembly.
AUGUCAAGAGUCCCGAGUCCCCCUCCCCCUGCGGAAAUGUCCAGCGGGCCUGUGGCCGAGAGCUGGUGUUACACACAGAUCAAAGUGGUGAAGUUCUCGUACAUGUGGACCAUCAACAACUUCAGCUUCUGUCGUGAGGAGAUGGGGGAGGUCAUCAAGAGCUCCACCUUCUCCUCUGGGGCCAAUGACAAACUCAAAUGGUGUUUGCGAGUCAAUCCUAAAGGCCUGGAUGAGGAGAGUAAAGACUACCUUUCUCUCUAUCUGCUGCUGGUCAGCUGUCCUAAGGCAGAGGUCCGCGCCAAGUUCAAAUUUUCCAUUCUAAAUGCUAAAGGAGAGGAGACCAAAGCAAUGGAAAGCCAGAGAGCGUAUCGCUUUGUCCAGGGCAAAGACUGGGGCUUUAAGAAGUUCAUCCGGAGAGACUUUCUGCUGGACGAGGCCAACGGCCUUUUACCAGACGACAAACUGACUCUUUUCUGUGAGGUGAGCGUGGUGCAGGACUCCGUCAACAUCUCGGGGCAGAACACCAUGAACAUGGUGAAGGUUCCGGACUGUCGUUUGGCUGACGAGCUCGGGGGCCUCUGGGAAAACUCUCGCUUCACAGACUGCUCCCUGUGUGUGGCAGGACAGGAGUUCCAGGCUCACAAAGCCAUCUUAGCAGCGCGCUCACCAGUGUUCAGUGCCAUGUUUGAACACGAGAUGGAGGAGAGCAAGAAGAACCGUGUGGAGAUCAACGACGUGGAGCCGGAGGUCUUUAAGGAGAUGAUGUGCUUCAUUUACACUGACAAAGCUCCAAACCUGGACAAGAUGGCGGACGAUCUACUUGCAGCCGCUGAUAAGUACGCUCUGGAGAGGCUGAAGGUGAUGUGUGAGGACGCCCUGUGCACCAGUCUGUCUGUGGAUAACGCAGCGGAGAUCCUGAUCCUCGCCGACCUGCACAGCGCCGACCAGCUCAAAACACAGGCCGUCGACUUCAUCAACUACCACGCCGCGGAGGUGAUGGAGACCGCCGGCUGGAAGUCCAUGGUGGGGUCCCAUCCUCACCUCGUCGCCGAAGCUUACCGCUCGCUGGCCUCAGCUCAGUGCCCCUUCCUGGGCCCCCCUCGAAAGCGUCUCAAACAGUCGUAA